AUGGUCAACCCGCCUACCGCACCCUCGCACUGGGGCAGGCAGCAGGAGGACGUCGCGCACCCUUCGCCUCCUCAGAAGGGACUCGUCGGAUCGCUCAUCGACAACGUCAAGACGGUCGCCGGAACGACGCUGCACAUCGCCCAACUCGCCUUGUCGGAGACCAAGCCCGUGCAGGCCGCCCAGUCGACGCUCGAGCAGGGCGAGCACGCUCUCCACUCGCUGUUCGAGCAGAUCAAGGACGACACGCUCGCUCGCGACGCGCUCACGAUUCUGCGCGCUGGAGUGCAGUCUGUCAAGCCACUCGAUGACCGCAAGCUGCUUCUCGAGCAGAUCAUCGUCCUGCUCUCGACGCUCCCGCCCGACUCGCCGGUCGGUCCCGUUCUCCAGAACGCCUUUAUCCGCGUCCUCUGGAUGGACAUCCCGAAGCCACCGGCGACGCUCAUCGGGCCGUACCAGCACCGCACCGCUGAUGGCUCGGGCAACAACGUCUUCUCGCCCGACGUCGGGAAAGCCAACAUGCCUUACGCGAGGACCGUCCCGCCCAUCCACCCCGUCCCGCGCAACCUGCCCGACGUCGACCUCGUCUGGGAGACGCUCCUCAAGCAGGACAAGUUCACGCCGCACCCGUCGGGAAUCAGCCCGCUCCUUUUCAGCUUUGCGGUCCUCAUCACGCACAGCAUCUUCCAGACCAACCACGACGAGCCGGCGUACAACGAGACGAGCUCGUACCUCGACCUCGCGCCCAUCUACGGCAACAACGAGACGGAGCAGAAGCAGGUUCGCCUCGGCGAGAACGGCCUCCUUCACGCUGACACGAUCGCCUCGCGCCGCCUCUUCCUCAUGACGCCCGCCGCCGUCGCCCUCGCCAUCGUCUUCGCGCGCAACCACAAUUGGAUCGCGAAGAAGCUCGUCGAGGUCAACGAGAACGACGUCUACCAGCCGUGGGAUCAGCUCGACCAGGACGGCAAGGCCAAGCAGGACGAGGACAUCUUCCAGAAGGCGCGCAUGAUCAACUGCGGGCACUUUGUCGCCGUCAUCUUCCAGGACUACAUCCGCGCCAUCUUGGCCAUCAACCGCACGACCUCGACCUGGUCCCUCGUCCCGACUGGCGAGAUCAAGGAGGCUUUCCAGGGUCCGCUUCCUCGUGGUACUGGCAACCACGUCUCUGCCGAGUUCAACAUUCUCUACCGCUGGCACAUGGCGACGAGCAAGGAGGACGCCGCUUGGCUCGGGAGGCUCAUGCACCAGCACUCGAAGAUGACGCCGGGCGACUUCCGCGCCGCUUACGAGAGCGUCGCCGCCGAACUCGGCGAGAACCCUCGUCGCUGGACCUUCAACAACCUCAAGCGCACCGGCCCCGACGGCGAAGGCCCCUUCCGCGACGACGACAUCGUCAAGACGCUCACCGACGGCACGAUCUGGAAGGCCGGCGCCUUCAAGGCUCGCGGCAUUCCCGAUAUCUUCGCUGUCAUCGACAAGAUGGGAAUGGUCGCGGCGAGGAACACCUGGCAGGUCGCGUCGCUCAACGAGUUCCGCCGCAUGCUCGGCCUUAAGGAGUACACGGACUUCACCGAGUGGAACCCGGACAAGGACAUCGCCGAGACCGCUCGCCGCCUCUACAAGCACGUCGACAACCUCGAGCUCUACCCGGGCUUGAUGGCCGAGCAGCCCAAGCCGUCGCAGGAGGGUUCAGGUCUCGCUCCUGGAUACACCAUCUCGCGCGCCAUCCUCUCCGACGCCGCCGCCCUCGUCCGCGGCGACCGCUUCCUCACGCACGACUACAACGUCGCGACCUUGACGAGCUACCACUUCCAGGACUUGCAGCCUGACCUCGACAACGGCGCUUUCGGCGGCCACAUCUGCAAGCUCCUCUUCCGCCUGUUCCCCGGCCACUACACCUACGACUCGGUCUACGCCCUCUUCCCCUUCACGAACCCCGACACGACCCGCGGCAUCCUCGAGAAGCUCAACAUCGAGGACCGCUACUCGUUCACCAAGCCCUCGCACGCCCCGCACUGGGUCAAGGUCACGACGUACGACGGAGCGAGGCACGUUUUCAAUCGCCCGCAGUCUCUCGACAACGUCUACGGACCCGCCCUCGCCGAGAUCAGCGGCAAGGAGGAGGAGUCGACCGAGGGCCCGUCGCAGCAGACCUUCAGCGAGACGCUCGACGCCGUCUUCUUCCCGAGCAACUUUGCGCAGCUCGCGCUCACCCGCAUCGGCGACAUGACCAAGCAGCAGAUGGAGUGCUGUUCGUGGAAGUACGGCAAGGGCGAACACCUCCGCGUCGACGUCGUCGGCGACGUCUUCGUCCCCGUCGUCUCGCAGUACAUCGCCGACAUUUGCGGCGUCCCGCUCAAGACGAAGCACAACGCGCUCGGCCUGUGGACGCCCACCCAGUUCUUCGAGGUCCUCAGCGAGAUCUACUCGUUCGUCUACCUCAACUUCGACCCGAGCGUCGGCUUCAAGCUCCGCGACCGCGUCAUCAAGAACGCUCGCACGCUCCGCCUCAUCAUCGAAGGCCGUCUUAUGCAGGCGAGCGGCUUCAUCGGUCAGCUCGGCGAGCUCGUCGGCGACAUCAAGAACCUCAUCAUGCCCAGCCGCGGCCAGGGCUUCGUCAUGUCGGACACGGCGCGCGAGUUCUACCACCGUGUCAUCCGCUCGACCGACAGGCCCGCCGCUGAGCUCGCCGGCGUCAUCCUCAUUGGCGCCGUCCGCCUCGUCACCUGCGUCUCGCAGGCCGCCAACGUCCUCGACUUCUACCUCAAGCCGGACCAGGAGAAGAACCUCAAGAAGGUGCUGCAAGCCGCGCAGAGGCACACCAACAUCGCCGACGACGCGACUCUCCUCCACUACGUCGAGGAGGCUCUCCGUCUCCAACCUGCCGUCUACGGCACCGCUCGCCGCGCCAAGGGCGACUUGCACAUCAAGGACGGCAACAAGGACCACCACGUCAAGAAGGACCAGUACGUCUGGGUCGACAUCGUCUCGGCCAACCUCGAUGCCGAGCACUUCCCCAAGCCGAACGAGGUCGUCGAGAACCGCGACAUGACGCGCUACACGUUCAACCAGAAGGUCUCGUCGCUUACGAACACCCGCAACGAGUCGCUCAACUCGACCCUCGUCACCGGCUUGAUCCGCGAGGCCGCGCAGAGGGACAUCAAGCGUGCCGAGGGUGCCGCUGGCCAGCUCGGCCGCAUCAGUGCCGCCGACGACUUCUGCCCCGCCUACGUCCGCGCCGAGGGACCGCCGACCGCCUUCCCGUCGUCGAUGGACGUCAUCUUCACCGGCAAGAAGAACAUCGUCUACGGCGAGAAGUGA
Messenger RNA from Rhodotorula toruloides NP11, 3321 nucleotides. Its product is annotated as prostaglandin-endoperoxide synthase 2. Bases 1 to 3321 code for a protein of 1106 amino acids. The record is from RefSeq and is a predicted model, not a curated record. Gene Ontology annotation, molecular function: heme binding; peroxidase activity; monooxygenase activity. NCBI's taxonomy places the organism in Eukaryota, Fungi, Basidiomycota, Microbotryomycetes, Sporidiobolales, Sporidiobolaceae. Gene Ontology annotation, biological process: response to oxidative stress. The transcript is spliced from 14 exons.